This is a messenger RNA of Brassica oleracea var. oleracea, 1613 nucleotides long. RefSeq names its product CBL-interacting serine/threonine-protein kinase 7. Gene Ontology annotation, biological process: protein phosphorylation; signal transduction. Bases 149 to 1426 code for a protein of 425 amino acids. The transcript has a single exon. The record is from RefSeq and is a predicted model, not a curated record. NCBI's taxonomy places the organism in Eukaryota, Viridiplantae, Streptophyta, Magnoliopsida, Brassicales, Brassicaceae. Gene Ontology annotation, molecular function: ATP binding; protein kinase activity.
AAACACAAAUUCAAUUAAAAUCAUAACUAUUUUCCAAGGGUAUUUUUGGUAUAACAAUAAAUUCUUCUCACUAUAAAACCAAACAACGAGUCACCAAACAACGAGUCCCUGAAAACCACUCAAGAACUCAGGUACCAUUUCCUCCUCCAUGGACUCUCUUCCUCAACCGCAGAACCAGUCAUCUCCGGCGAAAAUUCUCCUCGGAAAAUACGAGCUAGGCCGCCGUCUCGGCAGCGGAAGCUUCGCGAAAGUCCAUUUAGGUCGUUCCAUCGAAACCCACGAGCUUGUCGCCAUCAAAAUCAUCGAUAAGAAGAGAACCAUCGAGUCCAACAUGGAGCCAAGGAUCAUCCGUGAGAUAGACGCGAUGCGUCGUCUCCGCGACCAUCCCAACAUCCUCAAGAUCCACGAGGUCAUGGCGACCAAAUCCAAAAUCUACAUCGUCAUGGAACUCGCCGUCGGCGGCGAGCUUUUCUUCAAACUCCUCCACCGCGGCCGUCUUCCCGAAUCCGCCGCUCGUCGUUACUUCCAGCAGCUCGCCUCAGCGCUUCAGUUCUCCCACCUCCACGGCGUCGCUCACCGCGACGUGAAGCCGCAGAAUCUCCUCCUCGACAAGGAAGGGAACCUAAAGGUCUCGGACUUCGGUUUAUCCGCUUUGCCGGAGCAUCUUCGAGACGGAUUGCUCCACACGGCGUGCGGUACGCCGGCUUACACGGCUCCGGAGAUUAUAUCGCGGCGAGGAUACGACGGAGCGAAGGCUGAUGCGUGGUCUUGUGGAGUGAUACUGUACGUUCUUCUCGUCGGAUACGUUCCUUUCGACGAUUCCAACAUUGCUUCAAUGUAUCGGAAGAUUCAACGGAGAGAGUAUCGUUUCCCGAGCUGGAUCUCGAAGCAAGCGAGAUCGAUUAUACAUCAGAUGCUUGAUCCGAAUCCUGAGACGAGGAUGAGUCUAGAGGCGGUUAUGAAUACAACCUGGUUCAAGAAAUCGUUAACCGGUUCUGAAUUGGAUUGUAACGUCCUCGAACCGGAACCGGAACCGGUUAUUGAGAAAUCGAGUUCGAUCACGGCCUUUGAUCUUAUCUCGCUUUCGUCGGGGCUAGAUCUCUCCGGAUUGUUUGAGGUUAAGAGAAAGAGAGAGAGGAGGUUCACGGCGAAAGUCUCCGCCGUGGAAGUGGAGGAGAAAGCGAAGGCGAUUGGGGAGAAGUUAGGUUAUGUAGUGAAGAAGACGAAGAAAGGAGGUGAAGCGAAGGUAGUUGGAUUAGGAAGAGGAAGAAUGGAGAUAGUUGUGGAGGCGGUGGAGUUAGCGGUGGAUAUUGUGGUGGUUGAAGUGAAAGUUGUUGAAGGAGAAGAAGAAGAAGACUCACAGUGGUCCGAUUUGAUAACAGAGCUUGGAGAUAUAGUUCUCUCACGGCACACUGACGUCAUGUAAAUACUUUAUGACGUGUUAGCUCUUUUAUUUUUUUGUUCAAUCUUGUAUAGUUAUGCAACAAAAUUGUAUUGUGGACUUCUUCGUUUACAUGUCUCAGCAUCCUGCGAUUAAUACACCUAUCAGCAGCGAUGUGAACAACUAUAUAAUGGUAAAUGGCAGCUAUCACUUGUUGCGACUAUUUGUUUAA